Molecule: messenger RNA, 1116 nt
Organism: Camellia sinensis
Lineage: Eukaryota; Viridiplantae; Streptophyta; Magnoliopsida; Ericales; Theaceae
Source: RefSeq, a predicted model, not a curated record
AUGGAGCAUCUGUCUAUGCACCUAGGUGAUGAAGCAUUGGUGGCUGGAGCGAUUCAAUUUCGAUGGAUGUAUCCAAUUGAGAGAUAUCUUCUUACUUUAAAGCAAUAUGUACGUAAUCGGGCUCAUCCAGAAGGUUCAAUGGCUAAAGGUUAUCUCGUGGAAGAAUGCAUGAAUUUUUGUGCUCAAUAUCUGAAUGAUGUGGAAACUAAAUUGAAUUGGCCUGUAAGGAACUACAAUAGUGCGGCGAAUAUGGGUCGUGCUGUUGGUGAAACCACAACUUUCAACCUUGGUCAUACUUCUUAUGUACAGUGUCAUCGAUAUAUCUUGUUCAAUACAAAAGCAGUUGAACCAUUCCUAAAGAAACACCUUGAAGAACUUAGGAUGAAAAUGCCUCGUGCUGAUGAUCAUCAACUCCGAAAUGAACAUUUCAGAACUUUUCACACUUGGCUUAAAGAACACGUUCACACUUUGCGAAGGACUGAUAAUACCAUAUUUUCUGAAGAGAUUCAAACAUUGGCAAAUGGUCCUCAUAACGAAGCAAGAAGGUUUACCGGUUACAUAACUAAUGGGUUCCGUUUUCGGGUCAAGUCUAUGGAUGACCGUCGAGCCAGUCAAAAUUCUGGUGUAGCUUUGAAAGCAGAUACUAUUAGUUAUGCAAGCCGGGAGGACAAAAAUCCUCGUGUGGGGGCUGUGUACUAUUGUGGACAAGUGAUAGAUAUCAUUGAAAUCCAGUACACCAAUGCAAUGAAGUAUGUAUUGUUCAAGUGUGAUAGGAUUGACAAUGUUCGGGGGAAGAAAGAAGAUAAUUUCAAGUUCACGCUGAUUAACUUUAACCAUUUGUUGUAUCGAGAUGAUCAAAUCACCAAUGAACCUUUCAUCUUGGUAUCCCAAGCUAAGCAACUUUGGUAUGUUGCAGACCCUAUAGAAUCAGAUUGGCAAGUGGUUGUGAAGAUGUCUCAAAGGGGUUUAUUUGAUAUGUAUUCUGCUGAUCUAGAAACUGAGCCAUAUAUGAGUCAACAAUUAGAAGAAAAUAUAAUGGUCCGUGAUGAAGAAGUUGGCUGGGUGAGGGAAGUCGUAGAAGGAGAAACUAUUGAUGUUGAAAUGAGAGAGAAUUAA